Messenger RNA from Gilbertella persicaria, 894 nucleotides. RefSeq lists its product as uncharacterized. Gene Ontology annotation, molecular function: aminoacyl-tRNA deacylase activity. Bases 123 to 746 code for a protein of 207 amino acids. Lineage: Eukaryota; Fungi; Mucoromycota; Mucoromycetes; Mucorales; Choanephoraceae. The transcript is spliced from 7 exons. The record is from RefSeq and is a predicted model, not a curated record.
UACAAUGCUACUGCUUGAUUAUGGAUGUUCUCUGUGUUCUCGGUAAUUGAUUUUAAUGUCCGGGUAAAGAUUAUCUGUCCACCAGAAAAGGGAACAAGCCCCCCUUUUUUUUUGCAUAUUUAAUGUCUGUCAAAGAUUUGCCCGAAGAACAACGAGAAGCUAUCAGAAAACUUCAAGAAGAAGUUAGCUCUCUUUAUACUGCUGUCUCUGACGACUACAUGGAGGAAUGGAAAGUUGAAUGUCAAAAGCAGAGAUACACCGAAUGUCCUGACGUUGUGAAACACGUAGAAGAAGAGUGUAGAAAACUUGGAAUUUUAGACAAGUGUCAAAUUAUCCCUGUAGAAUCUGAUUAUUAUGAUUGGGAACUCCAACAAAGAGCUUUUAGAGUCAAUGCACCAUCAAAGGAACACAUGUGUAAAAGUGUUAUUUUAGAAAACACUCGAUGCACUCAUAAAGAAACUUCAGAUCCACUUUAUUCUCGAUACUAUUGUGUUAUUACUCAAUAUGUCAAACCUGUCAAUACACAAAAAUUAUUGAAUUAUUGUCGUGCCAUGAAGAACAAAGAAAUCAGUAAAAAGCAUUACAAUUACCGUCUUGCUGAUCCUCAGGUAUCACUCGAAUUGACUGGAUUUGAAAAAGGAGGUGUCAGUGCAAUUGGCAUGAAACAACCUAUUCCUAUUAUUCUUGCCGAAUCUAUCACCAAACUACAAGUAAGAAGAUACUUAUGCUUGCACAAACUAACUUGAUAAUCUAGCCUGGUGUUAUUUAUCUCGGUGCAGGACAUAUUGAUUGGAAAUUUGGUAUUCCUGUUUCUACAUUUAUUGAAACAACCAAUUGUUUUAUUGCUGAUCUAGACUAAGUAAAUAAAAAAAGAAAGAAAGAAAGGGAGAUGAG